Sinocyclocheilus grahami is the source of this 2491-nucleotide messenger RNA. Its product is annotated as scm-like with four MBT domains protein 2. The coding region runs from base 2 to 1897 and encodes 631 amino acids. The transcript has 14 exons. NCBI's taxonomy places the organism in Eukaryota, Metazoa, Chordata, Actinopteri, Cypriniformes, Cyprinidae. Gene Ontology annotation, molecular function: chromatin binding; transcription corepressor activity; histone binding. Gene Ontology annotation, cellular component: nucleus. The record is from RefSeq and is a predicted model, not a curated record. Gene Ontology annotation, biological process: negative regulation of DNA-templated transcription.
CAUGGAUUGUGUAGAGGAGGAGGUGGAUUUUAACUGGGAGGAGUACCUUGAAGAGACUGGAGCCACUGCCGCCCCUCACACUUCAUUCAGACAUGUGGAGCUCAGCCUUCAGAGCAGUUUUCAGCCUGGAAUGAAGCUUGAAGUAGCUAAUAAGGGCAGUCUGGAUACAUAUUGGGUGGCCACCAUUAUAACCACAUGUGGUCAGUUGCUAUUGUUACGCUACUGUGGCUAUGGCGACGACCGCAAGGCUGACUUCUGGUGUGACGUCAUGACAGCCGAACUUCAUCCUGUCGGCUGGUGCGCUCAGAACAACAAAACACUUCAGCCACCUAAAGAUAACGUUUACCUCAGAGCAGGUAAGCCGAGCCUACUUCUCUUUCUCUCUCUCUCUCUCUCUCUCUCUCUGUCUGUCCUCUUUUCUCUCAGACCAAGGGCAAAGGCGUCUCAGAACAGGGGCUUCUGUAAGGAUAUGUGGCUUGAAGCCGUGAAUCCACUCCAACCUUCCGAACUCUGCGUCGCUCGUAUCACUCAGGUCAAAGGUCGACUUCUCUGGCUCAGACUGGAAGGUCUGACCAAGCCAUUACCGGAUUGUAUAGUGGAUGUUGAGAGUAUGAAUAUCUUCCCUGUGGGCUGGUGUGAAGCUAACGGCUGUCCACUAACACAUUUACUAAAGACAGUCUGCCUGCCUCAGAAGAAGAUUGCUGUUGUUCAGCCUGAGAAACAGUUGGUCCCCUCACAGCCUCCGGAUGCCCCUCUUAACCUGUGUUCAUCCAUCGCCAUGGAUACAGGAUUGGUGAAUGGAAAGUACAGUUGUUCUCAGCUCUUCAUCAAUCAUCGCUGUUUCUCUGGUCCGUAUCUCAACAAAGGCCGAAUCGCUGAGUUACCAAAGGCCGUGGGGCCCGGCAAGUGUGCUGUAGUCCUCAAAGAGAUUCUGACAAUGUUAAUAAACUCAGCUUAUAAACCAGGCCGUGUGCUCAGAGAACUACAGAUGGUGGAAGACCCACAGUGGAACUGUCAGGAGGAAACCCUGAAAGCCAAAUAUAAAGGGAAAAGCUAUCGGUCCAACAUGAGGAUCGUCCGAACAGCAGAUCAAGUGUCUGAGUUUUGUCGUCGAGUAUGCGAGAGACUUCAGUGUUGUCUGAAUCUUUUCGGUCCAACAAUCGUGUCCGACAAGUGCCCUGAAAACUGCUUCAGUCAGACCAAGACCAAAUACACAUAUUACAAGAAGAGGAAAGUUGGUCGGCCAAGUUUAGGGGAUGGUGACAUGACCAAACCAGCACGACGGCGGAAGAAACGCAAAGCCAUCUUUGUCCAGAAGAAACGGCGCACUUCCAUUGUAGGAUACCAAACCACAGAGUCAGCUCAGGAUAGUGAUUAUUACUAUGAUGAUGAGGAAGAAGAUUUUGAGGAGUGGGGCAGUGAGGUAAGUUCCAGCUCACCACGUGAGGAGACCUCUGCCCACUCCUUCAAGGACGUCCCGAGGAGAGGAAGACCACCACGCCGUGCUGCUCUUCAGCGCAGGGCAACCCAUCCAGAGCCAGAGACCUCAGACAGAUCCUCUCCCAGAAGAACCACACGCUCUGUUUCUUACAGCCAGAACCAGACGGCCAAAAACACACACACAAAGACUGAGAGUUUUGAAGAGCAAGAUCGUCUGGUGUUAGAGAGGAAUCCUCUGGAAUGGAGCGUCUCUGAUGUGGUUGACUUCAUCACAUCCACAGAUUGUGCCUCUCUAGCAAAGAUAUUCCAAGAGCAGGACAUUGAUGGACAGGCCCUGUUGCUGCUGACGCUUCCUACAGUCCAGGAAUGUAUGGACCUAAAGCUCGGUCCUGCCAUCAAACUCUGUCAUCAGAUCGAGCGAGUCAAAGUAGCCUUCUACUCCCAGUUUGCUAACUAAGCUAACUUUCUGCCUCAGUGGACAUAAAUCAACAGAGACCUAUGUAUUGUACUCAGGGGAUAUAAAGAGUCAUUCCAUCCAUCAGGAAGCCUCAGGUUGCCUCAUACCGAAUGGAUUUUUUUCCUAUCAUUUGCCUUCAAUCUGAGAUUUAGUUAUGGAACAUGACAUUAUUUCUGCUUUCCUGCUAAAGAAAACAGUUUAAAGGUGAAGGUUGCUGGUCUUAGCUGGUUUGAGCUGGUCUACCUGGUCUCCCAGCCUAGUCAAACUGGUGUUUAGAGGAUUUAACUGGAUGGCCAGCUGGUAAAGUACCAAAAACCUCUUUAAAGCCAUCAAAAUAGACCAGCUUCAACAACCUUACACUCUUGAAAAUAAAGGUUCCAAAAGGGUUUUUUCUUAGUGUGAAGAACGUUUUAAAAAACUCUAAAGAAACUUUUUCCACUAUAAAGAACUUUUGAAUGGAAAGAUUCUGUGGAUUAAACAAUGCUUCUCCUUACUCUGUUUAUGUCGUAAGUGAAAUUUGAUGUACUGCGACUAUUGAAAAUCAUUUGAAAUUUGUGUCAGCACGUCAUAAAUAGAACGCGGCGGCAGUUUACU